UUAGUCAAACAUCAUCAAACACCCAAGAAAAUGAGUUUUGAACUCCAUUUCUGAUCUCUAUGCUCUCCAAAAAGAGUAAAGACACCAAUAAAUUUGCUACUUAUCUAUUCAACACCAUUCCCUCCUACAACCCCAGAUCGCAACAAUGGAUUCCGAACCCGAUCAGCUUCACUUUGUUCUCAUACCGUUAAUGGCACAGGGCCACCUUAUCCCCACCGUAGAUAUGGCCAGGAUAUUGGCACAGCGUGGCGUGACUGUCACCAUCGUCACCACACACCUUAAUGCCGCCCGACUCAACGUGACCAUUGAUCGAGCCAUCGAAUCGGGGCUCCGGGUCCGGCUUCUCAAGCUCCGGUUUGCAUGCACCGAGGCCGGGUUGCCGGAGGGAUGUGAGAACAUAGAUGCCCUCCCCUCACGAGAGCUGUCCAAGAAUUUCUUCCACGCCAUUAGCAUGCUGCAAUACCCAGUUGAGCAAUGCUUGAAAGAGCUUCAACCUCGUCCAAAUUGCAUCAUCUCCGACAGAUAUAUUCCAUGGACAGCUGACACUGCUCGUAAGUUUCAGAUUCCAAGGCUGGUUUUCGAUGGGACAAGCUGCUUCGCAAACACAUGCUCCCACAGCAUAAGUGUUUCCAGGAUUCACGAGAAGGUUAAUUCUGAGUCGGAGUCCUUUGUUGUGCCCGGUUUGCCUCAUCGAAUAGAGUUGACUAAGGCUCAAUUACCCGAAGUCUUUAAUCCAGGCACGAUUCACUUGAGCGACUUACACCAGAAAAUUGAAGCUGCAGAAAUGGCAGCAUAUGGGACAAUUCUCAACACUUACGAGGAGUUGGAAACAGAGUAUAUCAAAGAAUAUAGAAAGGUGAAAGGAGGUAAGGUUUGGUGUAUUGGCCCAGUGUCACUGUACAACAAGGAUACCUUAGAUAAGUCUCAAAGAGGCAACAAAUCCUCCAUAGAUGAAGUCCAGUGCAUAAAGUGGCUUGAUUUAUGGCCUGCAAACUCUGUUCUUUAUGCUUGUCUAGGAACCCUCAGUUGUCUUGAGCCUAAGCAACUGAUUGAAUUAGGACUGGGCUUGGAAGCUUCCAACCGUCCAUUCAUAUGGGUUCUAAGAAAAGGAUACAAAUCAGAUGAACUCGAGCAGUGGAUUUCAGAAGAAAAAUUUGAGGAGAGAACAAAAGGAAGAAGCCUUUUGAUCCGCGGUUGGGCUCCACAGGUACUGAUACUAUCUCACACAGCCAUAGGAGGGUUCUUGACGCACUGCGGUUGGAACUCUACACUCGAAGGGAUAUGUGCAGGAGUGCCGAUGAUAGCAUGGCCUCUGUUCUCUGACCAAUUCUACAAUGAGAAAUUUGUUGUGCAGGUGCUGAGUAUUGGAGUGAGUGUGGGUGCUGAGCAUGCUAUAAAGUGGGGGAACGAAGAGAAUUAUGGGGUGCUGGUAAAGAGUGAGGAUGUAAAGAAUGCCAUAGAGCUGCUGAUGGAUGAAGGUGAUUGGGAAGGAGAGAAGAGAAGAAAAAGAGCCAGAGAGCUUGCAGAUAUGGCAAACAAGGCUGCAGGAGGAGGAUCUUCGUACCAUAAUAUUACACUGCUGAUAGAAGAUAUCAGGAAACAUGCCAUUCUCAACAAAUUAAGCUAAGACGUGCUUGCCAAUGGGAGCCUAAAACUACAAUCAGGCAAAUAAAGAGACGACAUUGAAAAGAAACUGCAUGCGCCACAUGAAUUGGAUGUCUUUAAUUUGUUGCAUCAAACAGUACGAUUGAAAUGUGUUUGGGAAGUCCAUCUUAUGCUGCUUACAAUCUUCGUACGUACUAUCCUUAGUCAUAUGAUUAAGGGAAAACUAGUCUUUACCCUUUUCAAAACAAAUUACAAUGUGCCCCUUCUCAACUUUAGAAAAUUGCAAUUGACCUUCUAAUCUAUCUAAUCCUUUCACUUAGCCCUCGCAACUAUGAUUUUUUGUUAACUUGGACAGCAUU
Corylus avellana is the source of this 1964-nucleotide messenger RNA. RefSeq names its product UDP-glycosyltransferase 73E1. The record is from RefSeq and is a predicted model, not a curated record. Gene Ontology annotation, molecular function: UDP-glucosyltransferase activity. Lineage: Eukaryota; Viridiplantae; Streptophyta; Magnoliopsida; Fagales; Betulaceae.